CUCCGUUGCGCCUUUCCCGGCUGCGGAAAGCUAUUCACCCGCAAGGACCACCUGAUUCGCCACGCUGCUAACCACUCGCAGCCAAACUUUCACUGUGGCACGUGCGGGCGCUCUUUUCAGCGCCUGGACCUCCUCCAGCGUCACGAGAGGCGGCGGAUUUGCGACGAUGAGCGGUACCCAAAACGGAUACGCACCAGCGCCGCCCCGUCAAAGUCGCGGACAGCACCCUCCGGUCCUGUCGACCAUGCAUCGACCUCGAGCUCGGACUCGGCAGGGCCAUCGUCUUCUAUGCCACCUCCGAAUAGCCGGCCGUCGCCGAAUCCCAAUCAGGCUUCGACCUCGCCCUCCCUUCUCCACCCCCUUACCUCAGCCAGCGUGGCGCCAGCCGACAGCGGCACUCCAUUCCAACUGACGUCGGGGCCCAUAGUCAUGGAGCCGCAGCAGGCCGAUUUUGGCUUUGGCCUGUGGCCGCCCGACCCGUGGGAGGCGCUGCUGCAGAACACGAUGGCGCCGACAUUUUGGAACGAGCCCAGCGUCACCGAAACGACCUUCGACUUUGACUCGCUUCUCCAGCACAGUGCCACACGUCCGCAGGAGAGCGCGGAACGCCGUGGCGGAGGUGUUGGCGACGCUUUGCUGGAGCGCCUCAACAACAGUUAUCCAGACCUCGGCUUGACCGUCCCGGAUCUCACCGAGGCCCUCGAGCUCUACUGGAGCCGGGUGGCCCCGAGUUUUCCCAUCAUUCACCGUGGAACGUUUGACGUUGACACCGCUGCCACCGAACUCGUCAUAAUGAUGGCCGUUACCGGCGCUGUGCACUGGAACCACCCGCGGCGCGACGACGGCCAGCUCGUGCGAACCGUGCGCGCCGUCCUUCUCAAAGACCACUGCGGCCUCGAUAUGCAGCUCUCCACUCUUCAAGCGUACACUCUCUGUCACGUGUAUGAUACAUGGUACGGCGACACCGAGUCGCUUUUUGUUGCCCAGUGCAUGUGGCCGGUCGUGGUUUCUCACUCCCGCAAAGUCGGCAUCGGCGUCGCAGGCGCCUCCACACCCGAGGGUCAGGGCGCGGGCGCUUGGAUCGCCUGGGCCAAGGAGGAGGAGCGCCGCCGCGCGGCAUACGCUAUUUUAUUUAUCGACACACAGAUCAGCGCAUUUUGGUCUCAGCAUCCGAGCCGCCAGCUCUCCAUCUUUGCGCACAACAUUAAUCUCCCCUGUCCUGCAGCGCAGUGGGAAGCGCGAACGGCCGCGGACUGGAUGCUAGCGCGGCAGGUCGAGUCGUCAGGCAGCCGCACUCCGAGGCGUCAAGGGCGAGAUUUUGUCCCCGGUCUCCAUCCCCAAUUUCACGUGAACGUUAUCCACGAAGGGUACUCGAGCGCGGUGUUGUCGGCGCUGGCCGCGGAGAGCGCGCAGACAAAGGUGGAGAUGGACAACCCGUUUGCUGUCAGCCUGGUCUGUACCGGCCUCCUCGCGAUCGCAUGGGACUGCCGCACACGCGGCGGCAUGGGCCUGCGCUUUCGCGACGGCAGCAAGCACUGGCGCUCGAUCGUUCUCAACGCGGUAAUCAACUUGCGCGCUGAACACGAGAUGGCGACGGCCCACCUGCCUCCGAGUGUUGAGAACCGCGACUUGUGCGACAGCAUCGCCAUUGGCGUGAUCUCAAUCCUAAGCGAUAUCCCCAUGCUGCAGAUUGCGGCAGGCGCUACAAGCGUGUGCGGCGCCACAAUCGGUCCGAAGCAGUACGCGGACUCGAAGCGGCGCCUGAAAUUGUGGGUCCCGACCGGCGACGCCUGGACCUGUCUCUGGCAAAGCGCACGAUACCUGCGCCAUGCCCUCGUCUCCGAGUGGGCGAUGUACACGCCCUGGGCCGUCUUCCUUACGACACUGGUGGUGUGGGGAUAC
Molecule: messenger RNA, 1902 nt
Organism: Cutaneotrichosporon oleaginosum
Lineage: Eukaryota; Fungi; Basidiomycota; Tremellomycetes; Trichosporonales; Trichosporonaceae
Source: RefSeq, a predicted model, not a curated record